GUUGUGCGUCCUCCCCACAUACAUGCUAAUUUGCUAAAUACCUGUCGUCGUUCGUCUUCAUCUUCUUCUUUCGUCUAUCUUUCAAUGCUGCCUAUAUCUCUGGCUUCUUCAACCACGAUCAAAGAUCUGCGUUUCUAUUCUUGGCCAGACCUUAAUCUUGGCAUUGGUUGCUUCUGUUUUUGUGCUGGAUAUCGAGUUUUCUGUUAAAUGCUGGCUGGAUUUUGAAUUAUUCAGGAUUCUGCGUCUCAGAUUGUUUUGGGGUUUCUUGCAAUUUAUUGUUGCAUCGGAAUAUUGGUUCGAACUUGAUAUCUUUCCGUCCUCGGAGGUUUGUUUCUUUCCAUUCAGGCCUAGAAACCCACUCCCAUUGUCCAAUACCUAACUGUAUCAAUUUUUCCCCCAAAGUUGGACGUGUUUUAGCCUUGAAGAUUUGGCAUUGUCUCUUUGUGCGUGCUUUGCCGGUUGUGGAACUUGUUUUGGUUUCUUCUGGUUAGGUAGUGUAUGAGUCGAAGGGAAAUUUUGUUUUGGAAUAUUGUGGACUAAUUCGUGUAUUAAAGAUGAAGAGACCAAAAAAUGAACCUCCCAAUUCGAGGAGGUUCAAAUUGUCUCAUUUUUUGCUCGGUAUUGGGGUGUUAUAUUUGAUUUUUAUAUCAUGUAAGUUUCCGCAAUUUCUGAAGAUUGUAUCACAGUUAAGUGGGGAUGAAAGCUACGCUACGCUGGAUGAAGCAACUGUAGGAGGCUCUAAUGAUGCAGAUUUAAGCAAACCCUUAUUUAGUUCUGUUUAUAAAGAUGUAUUUCACCGGAGCUUAGAAGAUAAUGAAGACCAGGAUGCUCCAACGAGGCCAAACAAGGAGCCGAUGAAAGAGGAACAUGCCCCGGAAAAUGUGAAGCAAACUCCACAGCGGUAUGGCAGGAUUACGGGAGAAAUCCUGCGUCGAUGGAACAGGACUAGUGAUUUGACUGUUUUUGAGAGGAUGGCAGACGAGGCAUGGACGUUAGGGUUAAAGGCUUGGCGAGAAUUAGAUAAGGAUGACGAGAAAGAAUCGGGAGAAAGCUCUAUCAUUGAAGGAAAACCUGAGUCAUGCCCUUCUUGGAUUUCAGUGAGUGGAGAAGAAUUGGUGAAGGGAGACCGGUUGAUGUUUCUUCCUUGUGGGCUUGCAGCAGGUUCUUCAAUCACUGUGGUGGGCACACCCCAUUAUGCUCGCAAGGAAUUCGUACCCCAGCUUGCAAGGUUGAGGGGAGGUUCUGGAUUGGUUUCAGUUUCACAAUUCAUGGUUGAAUUACAAGGGUUGAAGUCAGUGGAUGGAGAGGAUCCUCCUAAGAUUUUGCAUUUGAAUCCUCGUUUAAGAGGGGAUUGGAGUAAGCAACCUGUAAUUGAGCAUAAUACUUGUUACAGAAUGCAGUGGGGAAAAGCUCAAAGAUGUGAUGGUUUCCCAAGCAGCGAUGAAGAAGAAAUGCUCGUUGAUGGGCAUAGGAGAUGUGAAAAGUGGAUGCGUAAUGAUAUUGUAGACUCAAAAGAGUCCAAGACGACAUCAUGGUUCAAGCGGUUUAUAGGACGUGAGCAAAAACCAGAAGUGACCUGGCCAUUUCCUUUUGUAGAAGGUAGAAUGUUUGUACUUACACUGCUUGCUGGCGUUGAAGGAUACCAUAUUAAUGUUGGAGGCCGCCAUGUAACUUCAUUUCCAUAUCGGACGGGAUUUACACUUGAAGAUGCUACUGGGUUGGCAAUCAAAGGAGAGGUGGAUAUCCAUUCAGUUUAUGCUACUGCUCUCCCUAAAUCUCAUCCCAGUUUCUCACCUCAGAAAGUACUGGAAUUGUCAGAGACAUGGAAAGCCAGUCCUCUACCGAAAAGUCCCAUUAAACUUUUUAUUGGAGUUCUUUCUGCUUCUAAUCACUUUGCUGAACGCAUGGCAAUUAGAAAAACAUGGAUGCAAUCAGCUGCAAUCCAAUCUUCACAUGUAGUAGUACGAUUCUUUGUUGCAUUGAAUCCCAGGAAGGAAGUAAAUGCUGUGUUGAAGAAGGAGGCCACUUACUUCGGUGAUAUUGUCAUUUUGCCUUUUAUGGACCGCUAUGAGCUUGUUGUUCUUAAAACCAUUGCCAUCUGUGAGUUUGGGGUUCAGAAUGUGAGUGCUGCAUAUAUCAUGAAAUGUGAUGAUGAUACAUUUAUUAGAGUGGAUACCGUCUUGAAAGAAAUUGAUCGUGUUCCCCAGAAAAAGUCCCUUUAUAUGGGCAAUCUCAAUCUUUUGCAUCGGCCCCUGAGAAAUGGCAAAUGGGCUGUGACUUAUGAGGAGUGGCCAGAAGAAGUUUAUCCUCCUUAUGCAAAUGGACCUGCAUACGUGAUUUCCAAUGACAUUGUUCAUUUCAUCAUAUCUCAACACCAGAAGAGGAAGCUCCGGCUCUUUAAGAUGGAAGAUGUAAGCAUGGGGAUGUGGGUGGAUCGAUUCAACAGUACCAUGAGAACUGUACAGUACUCCCAUAACUGGAAAUUUUGUCAGUAUGGAUGCAUGGAGGGCUACUUCACAGCACACUACCAAUCACCAAGGCAGAUGAUCUGUCUCUGGGACAAAUUGACAAGAGGUAGAGCUGGAUGCUGCAACUUUAGAUGACGACGUGGAGCAAUACUACUCGACUCGAGCCUUUCUGUAUCAUCUUUGUAUUUUAGACCCCACCACUGACGACCGGGCAAGAAGAGAAUCUAACACGAACACGUCCCUGGAAAGGAGGCUAAUGAAUUGCAAGUUUUCGAAGGGAGAAAGGAUGGAGAGAAUACGUUUUUGGGUGUGUGUGUGUAUUGUGUAGAAGAGGAGAGGCAUUUAAUUGAGUGCCCAACUGUGACAAAACUGUUGAUUCUUGCUGGUUCGGUGUAUAAUUGAGAGGUGCAUUGUGUGUAUCCGAGAAUGUUGGCAGGUUCCUGUUUUUGGUCUAUUUAGAUAGAUCAAGAAUCUUAGUAGAUUUUUGGUUUUUUUAAUAGAUUAAGAAUCAAGGUAGAUUUCUUGUUUUAGUCCAUCUGGAUUGUUUCAGUUGGUAGUCUCAAGCCUCACAUGCUGUGGCACUCAAGUCCACGCAUAAACAAAGCACAAUCUAAUUCAUU
Messenger RNA from Neltuma alba, 3088 nucleotides. RefSeq names its product hydroxyproline O-galactosyltransferase GALT2. Gene Ontology annotation, molecular function: hydroxyproline O-galactosyltransferase activity; carbohydrate binding. NCBI's taxonomy places the organism in Eukaryota, Viridiplantae, Streptophyta, Magnoliopsida, Fabales, Fabaceae. The record is from RefSeq and is a predicted model, not a curated record. Gene Ontology annotation, cellular component: Golgi membrane. Bases 555 to 2603 code for a protein of 682 amino acids. The transcript has 7 exons.